CCCCCCACCCGCCCCCACAGCCCCCCCCCCAUCCCCCCCCGCACACCCACCCCCACCCACACCCACACAUCCACACACCCGCCCACACCCACACCCAUUUUCAUUUGUGUUGGAUAGCUGAUGACUUCUAAAAAAUAUAUGUGUGUCACGUAUUUCAAUUAAUCCUACUUUUUUACGUUUUUGAGAUCAUUGUGAAAAGACAGAUGAGUAUAUUAUCCUGCUCAACUUUUACGAGUUUAUCUUUGCUUAUAAUGUCUAAAACAAUUCUUGUUGGAAAUUCAUCAAAGAGGAAGAUUCAUUGGUGCACAUGACACUGCCAAUAUUUAGUAAAACAGUUUUCUUAUAGAAAUUUGAUUAAGAUCAUAUGAUUCGUCAAUGUUUGUUUUGGUAUUCGUAAUGAAAAUCAUUAGCAUGGUUGAAGAAAUUUCACAUUCUGUAAAGCUUUUUUUUCAAAGGAGAUAGAAUAACAUUAAAAGCUUUGGUGUCGUAGUGCGAAAAUAAGAAAUUAUAUAUACCCCUCAGAAAAAUGACUUUUUUGACAAUGAUGCGAGCAGAUAUUGUCGGACAGCUAUUAAAAAUAUCAUAUUUAAUCAUUUUGAACGAGCCGAUUGGACAUCGAAUCUAUCCGAAGUACCAAAGAUUCUUGGAAGACAUAGUAUUUUAUUCGGAAAGUCUAUCAAAUUACUUUGUGCACAUGAAUCUUUCAUUGUUUUCUUUCAUCAUUAAUAUCUCACCGUUUGGCUAAGAACGAACAAAUUUUCAUAUUGACAAGGCGUCCUCGAUGAUAAAACGGCAUGCAUAGCUUUGUUUUUGAUUACUUACAAGAUAAAAUAGUUAGGUUAAAACAUGGCGUGUUGGCCGAAUCCGCAAAAAGAUGACGAAUCAACAAUUAUUCAACAAUUUAAACUUUUAAAAGAUCAAUUAACAAUAGAGUCGGCUCUUGAGUUAUGCAACGAUAUGCCUGGUUGUGGUUUUCUCUUUGCAUUGUAUGAAACCAAGAAUCUUUAUUACGAAGGUGCUUUUCAAGCUUAUUUAACUCUUUUGCGAGCUAUUGCAGCAUUGGUUUCUCGUUCAAAUUUUCUAUAUAUGUUUUCCAAGUCUUGUUCUGGAUGUGCUAUGUUGCAUAUAUUAUCUAUUUUAUGUUUGCAUCCAAUAUUAGAAAACGAAGUGGAUACUUUAUUUUAGGAAUUGUUAUGUGAUAAACAUGGUGAUAUUUUAAAUCGUGAUGAUAUUCGUCAAAUUGCUAUGAUGAUGCGACAAGCAUACAAACGUCGUGGAGAUCCAUUUCCAUAUGUUGGAGAUUGUUUAGAUUAUGAUCGUGAAAGUCAAGGAUUUAAAAUGGCAUAUACCAUUGGAGUAUUAUUUUCAUCCGAGGAAUUCUGCAAAUUAAUGAAAAGUAAUCCUACCAUAGGCACUCAAAUAGCUCGUGAAAUGCUAAAAAAUCCUCAUGAUAGUGAUUGGCAAUCAAAUCAGUUAUACGAAUUGCUAUCAAAAUAUAAGGAACUUAUAUCGGAUAAUAAAUCUGACAGAUGA
Messenger RNA from Rotaria sp. Silwood2, 1533 nucleotides. NCBI's taxonomy places the organism in Eukaryota, Metazoa, Rotifera, Eurotatoria, Philodinida, Philodinidae. The record is from the annotation of a GenBank genome assembly.